GCAGCAGAUUUGGGAAGAGCGCAGAGUGGACACGCUACCGUUAAACACUCUCUCUCUCCCUCACACUCACACACACACACUCCGAGAUCCGCCUGAACACACACCGCGAUGGACGGAACCAGCGAACGGCAGAGUUUCGGAAGGUAACCUGGAGUGUUGAUGCUGUAGGGUCACUAGAGCUCCUCGCAGAUGUCUGGCUCGGGGCUGAUGGGUCGCGUGAGGUCGGCGUUCCGCAGGCAGCCGGACAGCUGGCACCUGAGCGACGCGGCGGCCUUCGACUUCUCCGACGAUCUGGAGGACGACGAGCCGCCCAGGUUCAGCCAGCUGAAGGUGGUGGUGUCUGGAGAAGCGGACGAGAUUCCUGUGGCUUCACGCAACGGCGCAGCGGUCAGCACACUGCUGGUGGACGACGACGACUCUCUGCUGGGCUCCUCGUCCAGUCUGGGGAGCCCUGGGGCCACACUGGACCCCUGCGACGGAUGCCGCAGGAACAGAGAGCUCGACAAGCGCAGGAGGGUGAUGAGGAAGCUGGGCGUCGCUGCGCUGCUCUACUUCCUGUUCAUGGUGGGCGAGCUGAUCGGUGGAUACGUGGCCAACAGUCUGGCCAUCAUGACGGAUGCGCUGCACAUGCUGACGGACCUCAUCGGGAUCAUGGUGUCGCUGCUGGCGCUCUGGCUCUCAGCCAAACCUCCCUCCUACAGAUUCACCUUCGGCCUCCACCGGCUCGAGGUUCUGUCCGCAGGAAUCAGCGUGCUGCUGAUCUAUAUUCUGACCGGUGUGCUGCUGAACGAGGCUGUGCAGAGAACCGUCCAUCAGGACUUCAACAUCGACGGAGACGUGAUGCUGAUCACAGCCGCGGUGGGCGUCGCCGUCAACCUGCUGGUGGGCUUCCUCCUCAAUCAGUCCGGUCAUUUUCAUUCACACGGCCACACCCACUCUCACGGGUCACCGGGGCGGGGUCAGGGUCAGCGGGGUCACGGCAGUCUGGCGGUGCGAGCGGCCUUCAUCCACGCUCUGGGUGAUCUGGUUCAGAGCGUCGGUGUGCUCAUCGCUGCGUACAUCGUCAGGUUUAAGCCGGAGUAUAAGCUGGCCGAUCCCAUUUGUACAUACCUGUUCUCCAUACUGGUGCUGUUCAGCACAAUCCAGAUCAUCAGAGACACCGGCAUCAUUCUGCUGGAGGGUGUUCCGCGUCAUGUGGACGUGUCUGGAAUCAGAGCUGAUCUGCUGAAGCUGCAGCAUGUGGAGUGUGUGGAGGAGCUGAAGCUCUGGGCGCUGACGGCUGAUAAAACCGCAGCCAUCGUUCACCUGCAGCUCGCGCCGGGGAUUGUGGGUAACUGGGAGGAUGUGCAGUCAAAUGCGCGGCGGCUGCUGACGACGUCACACGGCGUGACACACUGCACGGUGCAGCUGCAGACGCACAGACAGGGGGCGCCACAGUCCUGCACACACUGCCUCACACCCAGUGCCUGAACACCGUCUGUCUCUCGCUGUCUCACACACACACACACACACACACACACACUGACACACACUGACACACACGCACACACUCACUCA
Molecule: messenger RNA, 1557 nt
Organism: Sinocyclocheilus anshuiensis
Lineage: Eukaryota; Metazoa; Chordata; Actinopteri; Cypriniformes; Cyprinidae
Gene: slc30a4
Product: solute carrier family 30 member 4
Exons: 8
Coding region: 190-1470 (426 amino acids)
Biological process (GO): zinc ion transmembrane transport; response to zinc ion
Cellular component (GO): plasma membrane
Molecular function (GO): zinc ion transmembrane transporter activity
Source: RefSeq, a predicted model, not a curated record